This is a messenger RNA of Lindgomyces ingoldianus, 900 nucleotides long. RefSeq lists its product as uncharacterized. Lineage: Eukaryota; Fungi; Ascomycota; Dothideomycetes; Pleosporales; Lindgomycetaceae. The transcript has 9 exons. The record is from RefSeq and is a predicted model, not a curated record. Bases 1 to 900 code for a protein of 299 amino acids.
AUGGAAAAAGUGAGGAAAAGGCAGGCGGGGAGUCUGAAUCGAGCGGGGAGGAGACUCAAUUUAUGUGCCAGAGAUUUCCGACGGAAACUCAUAGAAACCUUCUCUUUUCUGUUUCCUGGGAAACUUGCUCAAAAGAUCUUUUUACCGCCAAACGGCGAAGCAAUAGUGUCUAGGGGCGGCAGCAGGAAGCGUGAAGGCGGUGCAGUCGAGCAUACUGAUAGAGAAGGUGGUGAUGCCUCAGAAUUCACGUGCAAAGCAUCAUUUCUGCGUUGGGCACUGAUAACAAUUCGUGGCGACUGUUUCUCUAUUUCGAUGCAUCACCAACGAGGCAUCAAUCAUCAAACCCUUCAAGUUUCUCCAUCUCGCUGCGCCGCCAGCGGCGCGUACAUACCUCGCCGCACCAGCCUCUCUAAAAUUGACGCCGAGCUUCUCCCAUCGUCGAAACCUCAAAGCGGGAACAGUGGCUUGCAGACUGCAGGCUGGCGCCAUGCAUACCGCCUGUCAUACCACUCCGAAACUAGUAACGGAAAGAAACAACUAGGAUUAGCUGCUGCUCUAUCUUCACGCCUGAAGAGGAUUGAGAGGCGUGGCGAGAAUCCGCAUAAACGAAGCGUGGAAUAUAUAGCACUGAGGAGGGUUAGCGGGCCGGAUUUACAACUCUUGGCGACAGCCCACCAUCGCUCCACUUCUCCACUGCAAGGUGUGUUAAAAUGGCUUCCUUCCCCUUCCUUCCUCGAUCUUCCUCUCCAGAUUGUCAAAUCACUUUUCGAUUACUAUAAUCAUUCACAGCUAGAAUACUGGAAAUAUAUAUCUAUCAAAGCAGCUCGCUCAUUACGCUCUAAAACCACUUUCAAAUCCGCUCCUAAUUGGAGAAGAAUCUAUGCAAGCAACCCCUUCUAA